Molecule: messenger RNA, 2163 nt
Organism: Drosophila albomicans
Lineage: Eukaryota; Metazoa; Arthropoda; Insecta; Diptera; Drosophilidae
Gene: scramb1
Product: phospholipid scramblase 1
Exons: 6
Coding region: 218-1351 (377 amino acids)
Biological process (GO): plasma membrane phospholipid scrambling
Cellular component (GO): plasma membrane
Molecular function (GO): phospholipid scramblase activity
Source: RefSeq, a predicted model, not a curated record
AAAUUCUUCAUUUGGUCUCAGCUGAGCUGUCAUAGCUUUCAGAAAGCUCUGCAAAAAGAGAAAAACAAGAAAUUCUGGAAUACACAUAUUAAUUAAUUGCACAAUAAAUAUUUACCAGCAAAAAAAGCGAGUGAAAACGCUUGCGGUGUGCUUCCGUUGAUCUUCCCAGCAUCGACGCACAACAAACUAAACAAAAGCAUCCAAAACAAACCGAAGCAUGAACAUGAACAACAUCAAUAAAGGUGGAUACGUGCCACCCGGCUACUAUCCGCCGAAUGCUCCACCAGCUGAUGGCGGCGCCCCAUUCCCGCCCCCGGUCGCACCGUAUCCACCAGCAGGGCCGCCGACACAGCCUGUUAACUAUGGUUUUGCACCGGCUGCGCCACAAGGAUACGCUCCAGUUCCACAAAUGCCGUACUCAGAAGCAUACAACACCGGAGGAGGAGGAGGAGGAGCUCCAGUUCCGUUUGGCGCUGGCGCCGGAGUACCAGGAGGUCCAGUGCAAGUGACUCAGCCUUAUGGCUAUCCACCUGGACCGGCACAGCCUCCAGGGCCACCACAGCCAUAUGGUCCGCCUGGACAGCCGAUUAUCACGCAACCAGGCAUGCAGCCGGGUCAGCCACAGCAGGGUGGACCAGGAGGCGACUGGAUGAGUAUACCUACAGGAAUUCCGAACUGUCCGCGCGGAUUGGAAUACCUUACGAGUAUCGACCAGCUUUUAGUUAAGCAGAAGGUGGAGCUGCUCGAGGCAUUCACCGGCUUCGAGACCAACAAUAAGUUUUCAAUCAAAAACGCGCUCGGCCAGAAGGUCUACUUUGCGGCUGAGGACAACGAUUGCUGCACCCGCAACUGUUGCGGUCCGGCUCGCCCCUUCGAUAUGAAAGUCUUUGAUAAUUACCAGCAAGAGGUCAUUCACAUGUACCGUCCAUUGGCAUGCUCGGCCUGUUGCUUCCCCUGCUGCCUGCAGACCAUGGAGGUCUCGGCUCCACCCGGCAAUCCCAUUGGCUCCAUCGAGCAGGAGUGGUCCAUCUGCUCGCCCUCGUUCCGUAUUCUCAAUCACCUGGGCGACACUGUGCUCCGCAUCGAAGGUCCCUUCUGCACCUUCUCGCUCUGCGGCGAUGUCGAGUUCAAUAUUGUCUCGCUUACCGGCGAGAAGGUGGGAAAGAUCUCCAAGCAGUGGUCGGGCUUAGCUCGUGAAAUCUUCACGGAUGCCGAUUUCUUCGGCAUCACUUUUCCACUUGACUUGGAUGUUCGCAUGAAAGCCGUGCUGCUGGGCGCCACGUUCCUUAUUGAUGCAAUGUUCUUUGAGAAGUCUGGAAAUCGCGAAUCGGAUCGCCCUGGAAUGUUUUAGCGGCUUCCGUGUAUAAUUAAAUAUCCUUUAGCGUGUAUGGACUUUUUAUUCCUCUAAAAGCUUAAUCGUUGAAAUCAACUAUCGCAAACUAGUCUCCUAUGGCCAAAGCAAACCGAAGCCGCAUUGAAAUAACCAAGUUUCUCAAUCAUUGUUCUACCUUAAAUAUUUGAAGAUAUUAUUAUUGUUUGUCGAGACCGGAAUACAACUUAAAUAUUAUUAUUUAGUUAUAAGCAUUUUUGUAUUUGACUUUUCUAUGAAUUUAUGACCAACUGCUGUCUUCAGAACAUUUCGAAUAAGUAUUUCACAUGAAUAAUCAGGAGAAAACGGAAAUGUCCAAAAUGUACUUUAACUAUGGAUCUACAUUUGAGUGUCUUAAUGUCUACAAUAAACAAAAUGCUUAAGCAUAAGCAUAAAUCAAAAUAUUUGUAUGAAUCAAAGUAUAUACACAUGUAUUUUAUUAUUAUACUAUUCAGUAGCUUGAAGAAUAUUGAUAUAUAUAUUUGAUGUAUUUAUUGUAUCUAUUGAUUGUUUGCAGAGACAAAUAUAAUAUAUAAAUAUGUACUCGGUAGGUUCCUUGAUGUAUUUAUUUAUAUGUAAACAUGUUAAUCAUUUUAUUGCCAGUUAAACGAAGUAACCAAGUUACAAUUUUGAUGUAAACAUUGUGUAUAACCGAUGUAUAUUAUAUGUAGAUAUAUGUAUAUUCGAAUAUAUAUAACCAUUGUUCAAAGUGACGGCAUAAGGAAUCAGGGAUAUGAGAUAUGUUGAAUCAAUCAGAUAUAAUAAACACAAUCUUUUUGACGUUCACAUGGAAA